Drosophila novamexicana is the source of this 2954-nucleotide messenger RNA. RefSeq lists its product as uncharacterized. Bases 354 to 2879 code for a protein of 841 amino acids. The record is from RefSeq and is a predicted model, not a curated record. The transcript is spliced from 6 exons. NCBI's taxonomy places the organism in Eukaryota, Metazoa, Arthropoda, Insecta, Diptera, Drosophilidae.
AAAAAAAAAUAAUAUUUCUGUUGAUGACGAGCAACAUUAAUGUGUAUAUAUUAUAUGAGUAAAAGAAGAUUUUGACGAAAUUCUUAAACACAACCACAAACACACACACACAUAUAUAUAUAAACAUAUGUAUAUAUUGCAUGUGUAGUCGCAAGCUGUGAAUCAAUCGGUAGCAAAAGUGCAAAAUCUUCAAGAAACAACAAAAACAACAACAGCAAGACAAAAACGAAGAAGAAGAUAAACAACGAACUUUCUCAACUCCAAACCCCAACAACAACACCCAACACAGAGAGAGAGAGAGAGAGAGGGAGAGACGGAGAGACAGAACAGUCCAAAGGAAGAGAUAACUCAACAUGGAGAAGCGGUUGCCCCCCUCCAGCAGUGGGAACAGCGCCAAAGCCGCGAUCAUGCGCUGGACAUUGGUUUUUCUCUGUCUGCACUUGGCUGGCGCUAGCGCAGAUGCUGCUGCUGCUGUUCACAGCAUCAGGCGCGGCAGCAGAGAUGCGGGCGAGGGGGGGCCGCAAAGCAUAUGCAUACCCUGCCAUUGUCACGGCCUAACGGUUAUAUGCGACUAUGCGCAUAACAAAUCGCUGUCGCCCAUAUUGGACAGUAGGUACUCGGUGCCGACAAAUAUCAACGGCAUGGAACUGACGCUGACGGAUCGAACUGAAUUUGAACUGCAUGGCGGCCUCUUUCAGCAGAAUCGCGUCAAUCGGUUUGUGGUCAAGGGACCGAAUAUACCCAAUGGCAAUGAUCAGGUGGAAUUAAUAGAUAACGCCUUUCGCGGCAAUCUGGCUGGCUAUCCGGAUCUGCAGAUACUCGGCGUUAGCUCUGUAUUUGUGCGCAACUAUUCGCUCUCAGGUGGUGAGAUCAAGCUACGUGUGGAGAACAGCGAUUUGUUGGUAUUGUUCUCGAAUGCCUUCAUCAAUAUGAACAUGUCGUGCAAUUUUACGAACAUACGCAGUCUGGUGAUAAACGAGAAGUCCUUCAAUCCGAUUCUCAAGUCCUACGUGAACCUGCAUAUCGAAAACGCGCACAUCAAGCACAUCAACAGAUUCGAUGUAUCGAUGAAUAAAAUCGUCUUCAUCAAUUGCACCAUUGGCAGCGUUCAGAGCCAGGCCUUCGAUGUGACCAACAUCAAUCAGCUGGCCUUCGAGAACUGUCGCAUCGGGAAAAUCGAGGAGCGUGCCCUCACCAGCAAACUGUUCAGCGAGCACGUCUCCAUUACGGGCACACAGAUCGGCACCAUCGACAGCAAAGCCAUCAUGGGCAGCGGCAUAUCCAAGCUGACGCUCAAGGAGAAUACCAUUGAUACGAUCAAGGAGGACGCGAUAUUGGUGCACAGCGUCUUUGUGUAUUUCGAAAGGAACUGGAUUAAGUAUCUGGGCGAUAACUGGAUCCAUGUGAACAAUGGCGAGCUAAUUGCGAUCGAGGACAAUCAUUUUGGCAACUUUGCGGCCAUGCAACUGAAUCAGGAUCAACGCAAGCGUACCAAUUGCACGUUCGUUAACAAUUGGCUGGGCAAUCCGCAGCCGAAUAGCCUCAACUUUAGCAAUUGUGAGGUGCGCGCAAUAACCGUGGAUCAUGAGUGCAGCUGUGACGAUGCCAAACGCUGGCUGCCCACGCUGACCGAUCAUGAUCUCAGCUCGGAGCUCUAUUGCCAGCUGGGCAAGCGUUUGGACAGAUGCUUCAAUGCCAGCCAGGUGCAUUUGCGGCGUUACGUGAACGAGGUGUGCGGCAUCAAUCGGACCACGUUGCGCUGCAUUGGCGGUCAUACCAUGAAAUGGUAUCGCGACAAUUUCUAUACGGAACAGGAGCGCGAACAACAAAUGAAGGGCAUCUCGAACGACAUGGUUAUACUGAUUGUAUUCGUUGCCAUAUUGGGCUGCGGCGCGUUUGUGCUCGCUGCGUGUUAUUUGUGCGGCAAAUGCAAAUGUAGACGCCAGCGCGACACUUGCAUUUUGUCGGAUACGGAUCGCAAUAUAUUGGAAAAGGAUCAUGAGAGAUUGUCAAUGCGAUCGGACGAUAGCGUGGCCAAAAAGCUAAUCAAGAAAUUGACCAGCAACAGGCUAACGCCCGAACAAUGCUCGAAUGCGAUUAUGCAGCUGACGCAGCAUUUGAAAAAAUUAUCUGAUGCAUCGAAUCGUGUGCUAGCCAAUCAUAUGGCAACGGCGCACAGUAAAAAAGAUGACGACAAUUAUACACUUGCCAAUCAUCAUCAUCAUCAUCAGCAACAACAUCAUCAUCAGCAACAUCAUCAUCAGCACUCACCGCUGCCCACAGCGCCAACGCACGAAUCAAACGAUCAGGAGCCCAUCUAUGCCGAACCAUUGCUACCCGCACAAUAUUCAUUGCCAUCGGAUCCAAUGGACGCGGCGGCCACCUCCUUCUACUCGGAGCCCUACAAUUCAGAAGCCAAUGCGAGCGAUAUGCCACAAGAUCAGGAGGCUUUGCCGCAGUACGCCCAGUUGCAGCGCCAACCCAUAGUCCAGGAGCGCGCCGUCCGUAGUGUGAGCAAUGUUAGCAAUGCCAGCUAUGCUACGCCCGUUUGGCGUCAAACUGCCGAUGCCACGCCCAUACUGUUAACAACAACAUUCUCCGCCCAGCCGUUAACGCAACGCCAUGCACGCGAUAUGCGUCCAGAUCUCGAGAUGUCACAAUUGCAUCCCAUCAGUCAUCAGUCCAGCUCCACCAACGGCAGCCCGGCUCGCUUUCCCAGCAAUCACAACACCAUGCGAAGCUUUCAGUAUCUGGACGGAGCCGCCAGCCUGGCCGCCAUGGAGGAUAUGGCUGCGCUGCCGCCAGAUUCUGGCUCAAAUCAUUCGGGGGGGAGUGAUGAGACUGUCAAAAUCGACGAAAUAGAAUACGUUGAUGCCUAAAACUAACCAAUAUUAUAACAAAAACACUUGUGAUAACUAAACAAAAACAAUAUUUUAUUUGUAUACCCUCUUUUU